GGAGCUGACGGUACAGUGAUAUAAUGAUGAUGGGUGUCACAACCCGCAUUUGAACUUGCAGGCGAGCUGUCCCGAGCCUUUCUGGAGGAAGAACUCCAGGCGUGCAGGCGCACCCGUCGCGAACCUACCCGGGACCGAGAUCGGCGGCCAGCCUCGCAUCCUCCCUCCUUGUCCGGCACCUUCCCGCGCCCUCUGCACAGCACCGGCACCGCAACGCACCGGUCCCCAGGCCACCGAGCUUCCUAUGUGAUCCGCCCGGGCAACACCGCUGAGCCCAUUCGCCCACAGCUGCGGUGAAUUUCUCCCCUAAACUGCCUCGAGCUUCCAGUUAAAGGACAAAAUGUUGAUAAAUAUAAAAAGCAUCUUAUGGAUGUGCUCAGCCCUGAUAGCAACUCAUGCCCUGCGUCAAGUUAAAGUGGAAAACAGCCCCCCUGUCAGGGGCUCCCUGUCAGGAAGAGUCAGCUUACCUUGUCACUUCUCAACCAUGCCCACCCUACCACCCACUGACAACACCAGUGAAUUUCUCCGCAUCAAAUGGUCCAAGAUUGAAGUGGACAAAAGUGGGAAAGAUUUGAAGGAGACUACUGUUCUGGUGGCACAGAAUGGGAACAUCAAGAUUGGGCAGGACUACAAGGGGAGAGUGUCAGUGCCUACCCACCCCGAGGAUGUGGGCGACGCCUCCCUCACCAUGGUCAAACUGCGGGCCAGUGAUGCUGGCCUGUACCGCUGUGAUGUCAUGUACGGGAUUGAAGACACCCAAGAAAGCAUGUCACUGGCGGUGGACGGGGUUGUAUUUCACUACAGGGCGUCCAGCAGCAGGUACACGCUGAACUUCGAGGCAGCUCAGAAGGCCUGUGUGGAGAUUGGGGCAGUCAUAGCCACUCCGGAGCAGCUCCUGGCUGCGUAUGAAGACGGCUUUGAGCAGUGUGAUGCAGGCUGGCUGUCUGAUCAGACCGUCAGAUACCCUAUCCGGACUCCCCGGGAAGGCUGCUACGGAGACAUGAUGGGGAAGGAGGGGGUCAGGACCUACGGCUUCCGCGCUCCCCACGAGACCUAUGAUGUGUACUGCUAUGUGGAUCAACUGGACGGUGAUGUAUUGCACAUCACUGCUCCCCAGAAGUUCACCUUUGAAGAGGCAGAAGAAGAGUGUAGGCAGCAGUACGACAGGCUGGCGACAGUGGGGGAGCUACAGGCGGCCUGGAGGAAUGGGUUUGACCAGUGCGAUUAUGGGUGGCUGUUGGAUGCCAGCGUGCGCCACCCUGUGACUGUGGCCAGGGCCCAGUGUGGAGGUGGUCUGCUUGGGGUGAGAACCCUGUAUCGUUUUGAGAACCAGACAGGCUUCCCUCCCCCCGAUAGCAGAUUUGAUGCCUACUGCUUUAAACCUAAACCGAAUAUAUCAGAGGCCACAACCAUCGAACUGAACCUCCUCCCAGAAACCACAUCACCCACUUUAUCCAAAGAACCACAAACAGCAGUUGAGAGAACCACACCAAGCAUCCCUUUAGUCACCGAGUUACCUAUCCUUACAACCAAAUCCCCUCCUGUGGGAAAAAUAGUCCCUUCUGAACAGAAAUCCACAGCCCAACCUCAGGCAGUAACUGACAGAUUAGCCACUGGGCCACCCACACUUGGUGGGGGUACCCAGGAGCCUUGGGAAACGGCUUCAGGUGCCCUGGGAAAGCCAGACAUAUCUGACAUGGAAGAAGUGCUUCCGAGCACACAUGCCAUUACCUCGCACGCAACAGACUCAGGGGCUGCUGUGCUGGAGGACGCGCAGACCCAGGAAUUAGUCACACGGAUGGAGCAAAUAGAAGUGGGUCCCUUGGUAACGUCUAUGGGAAACCCAGAGCAUGCGCCUGUCAAGGAAUGGUCUGGAAGGGAAACACCUUUUGUAUCUGCAAGAUCGACCGUGGGAUCCAGCAUCGAAAAGAAAGCUGAGAGCAUGCCUUCUGAACCAGUGACCACGAAUCACCACGGGUUGACCUUGGGGCAAGACAGUGGGGAAGAUGGAACACUUACGCUGAGGUCUGGUCAGAGCACCUUGGUCCUUAGCCAGGUACCUGAAGUCAUUACAGUGUCAAAGACCUUGGAGGGCACCACCCCCACUCAGUACAAGGACUCAGUCUCAGCCCCUACCACUGUCGCACCUGUACCUAAGCCUGACAGUGAUGAAUCAUCUGCAGAUGAAUGGGAAGAGAAGCAAACGAACAGCAAAGAUGUCAUUGGCCCGUAUCUGUCUCCUCUACCUUUUCCAUCACAGCCUCAUACAGAAACAGAAUUAUUUCCUUACUCCAGUGAUAAAACAACAGAGGGAAUAGCCACAGGGGUCUAUUCUCCUUCGCACACACAAGUGGCCCAAGGAAGAGAAAGAACAGAAACACUGAGUCCAGAGAAAACAGACGCUGGGAUGCAAGAGAUCACCGAAGAGCCACGGAUGGGAAAAUCAGAGGAAGACAGCUUCUCUGGAAUGAAGCUCUCCACAUCUUCCUCAGAGCAAUUGCAUGUCACGGGCUCCUUCGUGGAAAUGACCACAGCAUCAAGUGCAGAACCCACAGAAAUGGGAGGCGUGGAGGAAGAGUUUACGAAACCUGGGAUUGGAUCGCAAGCUACGGCAAGGCGUGAUGAGGUUUUCACCACAGGGCACAUGACCGACAGUACUUUCCACGUGGAGGUAGUUACUGUGUCCAAAUGGUCAUGGCAUGAAGAGAAUGUGACAUCAGAGCUGGUAGAGCCCACAGCACAUGCUGGCUCCCCAGUCACGGGGGUAAGCAGAAAGGAAGAAGAAACGUCAAGUUUCAUUGAAAAUGGAGACAAAGUCACUCCUAUGGAGGAACGUUCUCAAAAACCAUCAGAAAAAGCUACUGGGGAGGAUGUCACAGAUCCUGGGGAAUUCACAGUGCAGUUUCAGCCAACUGCAGCCACCAGUGUUAUGGAGAAACCAACCUUCACAGGUGCUGCACCCACCAAAAGAGUCCCAUCUGUCACAAGCACAGAGGGCCCACUCAUUUCUGCAACUAUGGAAGGAAGUGCUAUGGGUGAAGGAGAAGAGGCGGACCUGCCUACGCCAGUGUCCGCUAUCGUGCAGUUUGCGCACACUUCAGACGGGCAAGGAUUGGCAUUUGGUAAAAUCACCCAACAGCCCACUCCUCAUGCAGACACUUCCCAUACUGUUCCUCUCUCUGUAAUCCCUGAGUUAGUGUCUUCUGCGCCGUCAGAAGAUGAAAUUGCAGGUGAAUCCUCUCAAGACAAAAGUGUCAUUGAUCAGACUCACCUUGAAACAGCCGCUUCUCCAGAAACAGUGAGAACAACGGAAAUCACACAGGAGGCCACUCAGGAAGAAUUCCCUGGCAAAGAACAGACAACAGGAAAACAAGUUCCUGCCCUCAGUUCUACAGCAGGUGCACCAAUGUUGGCAACAAGUAUCUGGGAUGAACAAGAAGGUGAUGGAUCAGCAUAUACAAUCCCUGGAGAUAGGCUGGUGACCGCUUUGGGGAGGGUGCCAAUUUUAGAAACAACUCCGGUUGUAAAAACCGAGCAUGAUGCAUCCCACCCCCCGGAGGCCAUCACUGAGCACAGGGCAAAAACAGAUGAAGUGGUUACUCUGAUACCAAGGAUUGGACCCAAAGUAUCUCUAAGUCCGGAACCUGAACAGAAGUACGAGACAGAAGGUAGUAGUGCAACAGGAUUUGUAUCACCUUUGAGUCCAUUUAGCACCAGUGUUUCCCAAUUUAUAGAGGAAACCACUACUGGGAAAAGAGUUGAAACAUCUCUAGAUUAUGCUGAUCUAGGUUCAGGAUUAUUUGAAAUGCCUAAAGCCACAGAGCUUCCAGGAUUGUCAACCAUUAAAGCCGUGAUUCCAAGCAAUACUACUGCCACGUUUGGGUCAGUAGAUGGACUUCCCACAGCAGUGUUUGAGCCGUCUUCAGCACCCACUGAGAAACCUCUCAUUGACAGAGGACCUGGGGAAGAGACAACCGGUGGCUUGGUGCUCAUUGGAGAAUCAACAUCUCAUGUUCUUCCCACUAUCCCCGAUGAUAUUGUAGCCAAGGACCCAGAAAGUGAUAUUGGUAGAGAGUAUUUCACGACUUCCAGCACUCCUUUGGCCACACAGCCUCCAAGACCACCCACUGUGGAAAGCAAAGAGGCCUCCAGACCCCGGGCGCUCUCCACCCCACCACCCCCACCGGGGACAAAAUUCCAUCCUGACAUAAAUGUUUUUAUUAUUGAGGUCAGAGAAAACAAGACAGGUCGAAUGAUUGAUUUGGAUGCCAUUAGUCAUCCAAUAGAUUCAGAGUCUAAAGAAGAUGAGCCCUGUAGCGAAGAGACAGACCCAGAGCACGAUCUGAUUGCCGAAAUCAUACCCGAAAUAACUAACCUAAUUAACAUAGAUAUAUACCAUAGUGAAGAGAGCGAAGGGGAGGAGGAAGAGUGUACCAACGCCACUGACGCCACGACCACCCCAUCGGUGCAGUACAUCAAUGGGAAACACCUGGUCACCACGGAGCCCAAGGGCCCGGAAGUCGCGGAAGCCAGGCGCGGCCAAUUUGAAAGCGUUGCGCCUGCGCAGAAUUUCUCAGACAGCGCCGAGAGCGAUCAGCAUCCAUUCAUGGGAUCUGAGAUUGAGCUGUCCACCAUCCUUCAACCUAACGACUCUGCAGAAGCCACCGAAUCAUUCGAAAUCACGUGGAAGCCUGAGCUUUACUCGGAAACUCCAGAGCAGUUUUCAGGUGGCGAGCCGGAAGUCUUCCCCGUGGCGCCAUUCCACGAGGGAGAAACCACAGAGGGGGCAGCCUCCGAGAGUGGCCUUGAACUCGAGAAUCUGGUGCCCGAACCUACAGAGGGUCUACUUCUGUUUCCCGAAGAAUUGUCGGGAGAGGUUGCCAUUGACCAAGUGUCUCCAAAAGUAGUCUCUGGGGGGGCGACCGAGGUACCAUUUGCUGAGGGGGCAGAGCCGAGUACUUCUCUCACACACAUUCCCAGGGUAGUGCCAAGUUCUGUGACAGCGGCUACUUCAGAGGCAAGAUCAGUAAGCUUAACAGGAAACCCACAGCCUGAUGGCCCAUGGUCUACCAAAGAAAGCUGGGUAGACCCGAUGGCCAGACAGAGCCCAGACCUCUCAGGGAGUUCUUCGCAUCCAGUCCCAGAAGGCUCUGGCGGAGAAGCAGAUGAAUUGACAGACCAGGUGUUUGCUGUGGUUACUGAGCUCUCACGGGGAAAUGCCACAGAGUCACUCGUUACCCCAGACACUGACAAGUUGAUGCUCACAGAAAGCCUGCUAGAUGUUCCCUCGGCCACUGUCUACUUGGUUUCCCAACAAGCCACAAAAAUAAUGGCCACCCAGUCAGUAAGUGAAACAAGCCCUCCUGGGGGCGUUUUCAGUACAGCUACUGAGGGAACAAGAAGGCAGGAGGAGGAGAUGAAAGAGGAGGAGGAGGAGGAGGGAGCCACAGGUGCAGCUCCCACAGUUGAGUCAGUACAUUCAGCUACUCCGAGAACAGAGCAAGUCAUUUUAGCUUCAGAACUGGAAAAUGUAAAGGUAGCUACAACUAGUGAUUCAGAAGGAAGAGAGACCACUGGGGCGUGGACAGCACCCACAUGGUCCAGACGGGAGCCCACAAGGUCUGCUCUUGUCUGGGGAGAGAUUCAUGCUUCUGACGAGGUGGGGACACGAUUCCCUGAGCACAGUGAUGGCAGUCAGCAUGAGGGACAAGAGGCACUGCCAACUCACCCACAGAGCCCUGCCUUUCCCUUUAUGGAGCAGGGCUCUGGAGAUGCCGCUGCUGACCCUGAGACCACCACCAUCCCUCCAUGGCCAUUAAACCUAGAACCUGAAACCCAAACCAAGAACGAAGAAGUUGCCACUUUCUCUCCCCGUGUGGGACCUGAGCUUUCCCCUGAGCCCACAGUACGAGUCUUGAGCACUGGUAGCAUUAGAGAAGUUGCUGAGAUGGAUGGGCAAACGCCCACGGAGACUGCUGAGGGCACAGGAGGGCUGAGGCCCAGCGCGGAGAUGAGGGGCUUUCCAACAGGGUUCCCUUUGGAGCAGGAGUUCAGUGGUGACACUGGAGAGUAUGUCACAGCAUCUCAGUCCAUCACACAGGAGGAAAUGCUGGUGAUGGAAGGCUCCGGGGAACCAGCCUUUAGUGAUCCUCCAACUUCCCCAAAUACCACACCUUCGUCAGUUCAUGUCAGUCACACACCUGCCUCAAGAAGACCCAGUAACCCUGUGAUCGACCCCUCAGCCUUCCCUUGGGAAGCAUUCCCAGCCUCCGCGGAGGGCUCAGGGGAGCAGCUAGCCGCAGCGAGCGGCUCUUCCGAGCCAGUUCUGCACAGUGCAGUAGGUAGCGUUUCCCGGACAGAUUCCCCUUUUGUUGAUCAAGUAGUGGGAGAAGUGGGUACUGCUGGUGAAGCUCGUGAAAGAGCCACCGUCUUGCCAGCGACAGAAGGCACUGAAGCCCCCCCAGCAGAGGGGUACACAAGCACGGCCACUGGCACAGUGCCCUUGAAGUUUCCCCAAACAAUGGAGCCCGCCAGAUUAUGGUCCAAUCAAGAAGCUAUUUCUACAAGAGCGGCGACUGAAGAUGAAAUGGAGACGACCCAAGGGCCAAGGUCUUUGGAAUCCUCCCAAAGCUCUCUUGCACCUGAUCAAACAGAUUUUGAUUCCCAAACAUCUAGUGGCACUGAACUCCAAACCACAGGUUCUUCUACACUGACAGCAAAGAACACAGAAGGCAGUGACAAGGAAGUGGGGGAAAAAGACACUCCCUUCGUGAACCCCGUGACUCCAGAGCCAACGGCACAACAUCCACAUUCGCACACCGCUCGCCCACAAGCUGCAGAGAACUCACACCUGUUCUUUGCACCUGCCUCAGUGACUGAAUUUACGUCAGCUGAAGGUGCCGUCACAGAUCCAUCAGUCCAAGCGGAAGACACCGUGACCCCCUUCCUCUCCGGACUGCGGCCGACAGGCAGGGAGUCGGGCGCUGGUCUCCUGUUCUCGGGAAUGGGGUCAGGAGAAGAAGUGUUGCCCGCUUUCCCUACAGUGUCCGUGAAUUAUACUGAAAUGGAGCAGAUCAUAAACACGUUACAUCCCCAUACUUCUCAAGCGGAAAGUUCAAAAACAAGUGUCUUAAGUGGUAAAACAGAAGACCAAGAGAACAUGGAGAAUGCGGUAACUGAAGCCGGACCACACGGCUCUAAGAUGAACAUUCCCGAAGGUGGUGAGGCAGCACCUCACACAGACCUCGUACAAGCUCUAAGUGACCCUGGAGCAGAGGGACCCACCAUGACACCACUCCCCUUUUCCAAGGACACUGACCACCCUCAGGACCCCACUCCCGCGUGGACAAAGGAAACUCCAGCUGGGUCACUCCAAAGCACAACUGCCCGAGUCUCCGAUGAGAGCGUUGCAACAGCAGAAGCUAAAGGAACCUCAGCCUCACCUGUAGGUGCUCUCGUCCAGACAUCUGGUCUCGAAAUGGCCCCCGGAUCGGUGACAUCAGAGCCCAAGCCAGCUGAUUUGUUCUAUGAGCAUUCUGGAGAAGGGUCUGGGUCUGUUCUUGAUGUCACCCCCACUUCUAGAACUACUCAGACCUCCCGACAAGAAAGCCUCAUGUUUGCUUCUGAGGGGUCCCUGGCAACACAACCUGAAGCUGUUACUGCUGAUGGAGUCCACAUGGUGUCAGAGGGACUUCCUCACUCAACGCACAGUGAUGCCAGUAGCACGUGGCUAAGUCCAACGCUGCAUGGGAAGUCCACGGAAGGGGCCACGGCUGCUGCUUCCCAGGGCCAUUACGGAAGAGUUGAGGAUUCUACCAUCAGUCCUAACAGAAGAAAAGGCCCUGAAAAUAUUUUCAUCGAUGGCAUUUUCAUGGACAAAGAGGAUAAGGAUUUGAUAGUGACCAUCACAGAGAGCAGCAUCCUUGAAAUGCUCCCCGAGCUCACCUCAGAUAAAAACACCAUCAUAGACAUCGAUCACACCAAACCUGUAGACGAAGACAUCCUUGGAAUGCAGACAGCCGUGGAAGCAGAGGGCCCCUCGGGCCCACACAGCAGCAAUGAGGAAAGCCCUGCCAGCCAGGAGGCCUCCCAUUACGUCUCUCUAACCGAGGAAACUCCCGAGGGCUCUGGUGAUGUUCUUCCAGCCGCCCACACUCAGGCCACACACAGUCCAUCAAGGGCUUCCCAUGAUGGAAGCCAACCAGAUCACAGGGUCUCUGACCUCCCAGCCACGACCCCUGAACCUAGCAUAAAAGUCAAAUUGGAGAAUUUGCCUCCGACCAUCGUGUCUCUGUCCAUCCCUGCAGAAUCGGCCACCGUCCCUCCACAGUGGGAGGAGCCAACACUGGAAGCCAAAGGCUUGGACGACACGUUCGAGUCCAGCACUUUGUCUGAUGGUCAGGCUGUUGCAGACCAGAGUGAAAUCAUCUCCACCCAGGGCCGUGUGGAAAGGACCCAGGAGGAAAACAAAGAAAAGAAGCCGGUGGGUCCCUCUUUCCAACCAGAAUUCUCUUCAGGAGCUGAGGAGGCAUGGAAGGACCCUACUCCCCUUGUAAGUAUUGGUGGACCCGUGGCUCAGGGUCUAACCGAGGCUCCCGGGGAGAUGGAAGGAACCGACCCUGCCCUGCACACUGAGAGGACAUCAACAGUGGCAGCAUUGGCAAGGUCGUCCCCACAGAUAUUGUCAUCACCUGUCUCCAUUGAUCCAGGCAGCGGAGCCUCGGAACACACAAGCUUCCCCCUGCCAAGUGCUCUGCCAAGCCUGGAGGUCAGCCCGGGCCCCGUGUCCUCAGAGGAGUCUUUUAGGGAAGCCCAUGCAGAUGUGGAAGUGACUUUCAAACCAUCCCGUGAAGCCUACUUUUUUGCAACAGAGCCUCUGUCUUCAUCUCCCAGCCCAGAAUUAGACCCCUCAGAGGAAGGAGGUAGCCCUGAGUUCCCAGAAGAGAUGGAAGCAUCUCCUGCAGAGCUAAUCACUGAGGAAGGGACUGGGGCUCCCCAGGACCCCCCAAAUAAAACCAGCAGUCAGCUUCCUGGAGAAAUAAUGACCCUUUUGCCCAGUGUUGGGACAACGCAGGCUGGGAUGGUCAUCCCAGCUGCUGGAGAGGUCAGGUUGGAAAGCUCUCCACAGUGGCCACAUCCUACCUCUGCUGCUGUGACCUACAGGAUGGAGGCCCGUGUGGUGCCUCAGCCCAGCCCCAACCCACACACUGCCGAGGAGUCCACGGUUCCUCCUCCACGGGAAACAGAUCUGGAAACACAAGCUUCAGUCACGAGGGAGGGCUCCAGAGUAGUGACAGCAGCAGAAGAGCAGGCAUCUGUGGCAGUCCCAGGUGCCAGGAGCCAGGCGGCAGGAAGUGCUGCAGAAUUCAAUUCCCAGCUUGCCAUGCCUCCAUUUUCCCUUCCGGAAACCUCUAAUGAGACUGGGUUCCUGAUUGGCCUUCAUGAAGAGUCAGUAGAAGGCACAGCGGUCUAUUUACCAGGACCUGAUCGGUGUAAAACAAACCCAUGUCUCCAUGGGGGUACCUGCUACCCAACGGAAACUUCCUAUGUGUGCACCUGUGUGCCCGGAUACAGCGGAGAUCAGUGCGAACUCGAUUUUGAUGAGUGUCAUUCUAACCCCUGCCGGAAUGGAGCCACGUGUGUGGAUGGCUUCAAUACGUUCAGCUGCCUCUGUCUGCCCAGCUAUGUUGGUGUGCUCUGCGAACAAGACACGGAGACUUGUGACUACGGUUGGCACAAAUUCCAGGGUCAGUGCUACAAAUACUUUGCCCACCGGCGCACGUGGGAUGCGGCUGAACGGGAAUGCCGACUGCAGGGCGCCCACCUCACCAGCAUCCUCUCUCACGAAGAACAGAUGUUUGUGAACCGCCUGGGACACGAUUACCAGUGGAUCGGCCUCAAUGACAAGAUGUUCGAGCAUGACUUCCGCUGGACAGAUGGCAGCACUCUGCAAUACGAGAACUGGAGGCCCAACCAGCCGGACAGCUUCUUCUCGGCGGGAGAAGACUGUGUGGUGAUCAUCUGGCACGAGAAUGGUCAGUGGAAUGACGUCCCUUGCAACUACCACCUCACCUACACCUGCAAGAAAGGAACAGUUGCUUGCGGCCAGCCCCCCGUCGUGGAGAAUGCCAGGACCUUCGGAAAGAUGAAACCUCGUUACGAAGUCAAUUCCCUGAUUCGGUACCACUGCAAAGACGGCUUCAUUCAGCGGCACCUCCCAACCAUCCGCUGCCUAGGGAAUGGAAGAUGGGCUAUGCCUAAAAUUACCUGCAUGAACCCAUCCGCAUACCAAAGGACUUAUUCUAAGAAAUACUUAAAAAAUUCCUCAUCAGCAAAGGACAAUUCAGUCAAUACGUCAAAACAUGAUCACCGUUGGAGCCGGAGGUGGCAGGAGUCCAGGCGCUGAUCCCCCAAGUGGCAAGCCUGUGUUUUCAUCAUUUCAGCCAAAGUCCUAACUUCCUGUGCCUUUCCUAUCACUCGAGUAGCAUGAGCAGCGGGUUUGGAUUUGUGGACUACCAUCCGGUCUUUUUGGGAUUGCCGUGCUCCCAGAGCAUUCUUAGCGGAAGCGUCGGCAUUCCAAAGCGAAGCGAGCCACAGGAAAGCAAUCGAGGGCACAGAGCAACCACUUCCAGCCUGGCUAGUUUUCCUUCAGCUUUCUCGUUGCCUCUGGUGCAGACCGGUUCAUGAUGUACACCAGCCUACUGUACUAUUUAAAACGCUCAAUCCCAGCACCAAUGGCCAUGUAAAUAAGAUGAUUUAAUGCUGAUUUUAAUCCUGUAUAUAAAAUGAAAAGUCACACUGAGUUCAGGCAUAUUUAAUGAUGAUUAUGGGACCGUGGAGGUCUUUAAUCAUUGGUUUGGCUGCUUUUAUGUAGUUUGUUUAGGCUGGAAAUGGUUUCUUUGUCCUUGGCUGUCGGCCACACUGAGGACAGCUUUCUCUGGACAACCAGUAAGCACCAAGUCCCGUGGCUUACGGUGCCUGGCUCAGCCGCAGGUGCCGGGGGCUCCCACGGGAUGCCGAGGCCGGCCAGUGGGCCCCUGGCGGAGUGGGACUUCAGUGCGGAACGCUUCUUUGCCGCAUUCCUUCUUCACUUCCAAGAAAGGCCUGAAUGGAGGACUUUUCCGUGACCAGGAGCAAUUUGUAGGGCUCAAAGUGCUAAUGAUUAACUCAACCAGGUCUACUUUUUCAUGGCUUUCAUAACACUAACUCAUAAGGAUACAGAUCAUGGCAUUUCAAAUGGACACAGACCUAGGGCUCUGGAGGGUGGGGUGGCGGGGAGGGAUUGUUAAAACAACGCCACACAUGCAAAAAUAAAUUUUGUAUAUAUAACCAGUUUAAUCUUUUAUAAAGUUUUGAAUGUUCAUGUAUGAAUGCUGCAGCUGUGAAACAUAUCUAAAUAAAUGAAGUAAGCCAUACUGAUUUAAUUUAUUGGAUGUUCUUUUCCCCAGACCGGAAAUGGGCGUAGUACACUAGGUAUGUCUCAGUGAUAGCUUUUCUAGUCUCCUCGCACCAUUUGGAACCAUAUCAUGGAGGUAUUCAUCCCUGAUUAGACAAUGUGAUGGACCCAGUGCUGAUUGUGACCGGCGUGGAGAGUCGUGGCGGUGUGAGCCCCC
Molecule: messenger RNA, 11612 nt
Organism: Ochotona princeps (American pika)
Lineage: Eukaryota; Metazoa; Chordata; Mammalia; Lagomorpha; Ochotonidae
Gene: VCAN
Product: versican
Exons: 15
Coding region: 341-10405 (3354 amino acids)
Biological process (GO): cell adhesion
Molecular function (GO): hyaluronic acid binding; calcium ion binding
Source: RefSeq, a predicted model, not a curated record